Molecule: messenger RNA, 923 nt
Organism: Mus pahari (shrew mouse)
Lineage: Eukaryota; Metazoa; Chordata; Mammalia; Rodentia; Muridae
Gene: Cldn19
Product: claudin 19
Exons: 5
Coding region: 160-834 (224 amino acids)
Biological process (GO): bicellular tight junction assembly; cell adhesion
Cellular component (GO): plasma membrane; bicellular tight junction
Molecular function (GO): structural molecule activity
Source: RefSeq, a predicted model, not a curated record
UCUGCUGGCCAGCCAGCCAUCUCCUCUCCUCCUCUCCUCCUCUCCUCUCCUCCUCUUCUCCUGUGGCACUUAACUCCCCUUUUCCAGCUGUUCCUCUUACCAUGACCACGACGCUCCUCCAUCUCUGAGUCCUGGAACCCUCAGACUCCUACCUGGGCCAUGGCCAACUCGGGCCUCCAGCUCCUGGGCUACUUCCUAGCCUUGGGCGGCUGGGUGGGCAUCAUCGCCAGCACUGCCCUGCCACAGUGGAAGCAGUCCUCCUAUGCAGGCGAUGCCAUCAUCACUGCCGUGGGCCUCUACGAAGGGCUGUGGAUGUCUUGCGCCUCUCAGAGCACCGGGCAGGUGCAGUGCAAACUCUACGAUUCACUCCUGGCCCUGGACGGUCAUAUCCAGUCAGCACGAGCCCUGAUGGUUGUGGCUGUGCUCCUGGGCUUUGUGGGCAUGGUGCUCAGUGUCGUGGGCAUGAAGUGCACUCGGGUUGGAGACAGCAACCCCAUUGCCAAGGGACGUGUGGCCAUCUCCGGAGGUGCUCUCUUCCUCUUGGCGGGUCUCUGUACUUUGACUGCUGUCUCCUGGUACGCAACCCUGGUGACCCAGGAAUUCUUCAACCCCAGCACUCCUGUCAAUGCCAGGUAUGAAUUUGGCCCAGCUCUGUUCGUCGGCUGGGCCUCGGCUGGCCUGGCCAUGCUGGGUGGUUCCUUUCUCUGCUGCACAUGCCCAGAGCCGGAGAGAACCAACAGCAUCCCACAGCCCUAUCGCUCUGGACCCUCAACCGCUGCCCGAGAACCUGUUGUUAAGUUGCCCGCCUCGGUCAAGGGCCCCCUGGGUGUGUAAAGGCCAGGUUUCCAGCCAGGCCCUUCCUUUACCACCUCUAGACUGUGUGUUUGAUAUUUUUGGAAAGAGAAGUGAAAAUUCGGCCCCAA